Molecule: messenger RNA, 1587 nt
Organism: Microsporum canis CBS 113480
Lineage: Eukaryota; Fungi; Ascomycota; Eurotiomycetes; Onygenales; Arthrodermataceae
Product: mannan polymerase II complex ANP1 subunit
Exons: 3
Coding region: 1-1587 (528 amino acids)
Biological process (GO): protein N-linked glycosylation; cell wall mannoprotein biosynthetic process
Cellular component (GO): mannan polymerase complex
Molecular function (GO): alpha-1,6-mannosyltransferase activity
Source: RefSeq, a predicted model, not a curated record
AUGAACAGGCAUUCGGCCUUCUCCAAUGGCUAUACCGCUACCCCCAAGCGGGAGAGCGGUACCUUUUCCAUCUCUCCCCAUAGGUAUGGAAAUACACGACUGCAAGAGAAGAAGAGAAGACAAGGUGCUGAUAGAGAUAGAUUCCAACCUCGUUCGCAGCCAGCUCUUCGACGGCGACGGGCCCUGCUCCAGCGUCUCCUCGUCGUAGGCGCCCUCUCGACAUGCCUGCUGCUCUUCCUCUUCCCGUCGUGGCGCCCUACCCUGAUAGGAGCAGCCUCACUCGGCCUCUUCGCUGCCACAGACGACUUCCAGCUCGAGACGGUGCGGUACUACGACCUGUCGAACGUCGAGGGCACGCCCAGGGGGUGGGAGAGGGAGGAGCGUGUGCUGCUCUGCACCCCCCUGCGAGACGCCGCCCCCCAUCUGCCCAUGUUCUUCUCCCACCUGCGGAACUUCACCUACCCUCACCACCUGAUCGACCUGGCCUUCCUGGUCUCAGACUCCAAGGACGACACCUCCGGCCUGCUCACCAGGCUGCUGGAGGAGCUGCAGAGCGACCCGGACCCCAAGCAGCCCUACGGCGAGAUCUCCGUCAUCGAGAAGGACUUUGGGCAAAAGGUCAACCAGGACGUCGAGAGCAGGCAUGGUUUCGCCGCCCAGGCGUCCAGGCGGAAGCUCAUGGCCCAGGCGAGGAACUGGCUGCUCAGUGCCACCCUGCGUCCGACGCACAGCUGGGUCUACUGGCGAGACGCUGACGUCGAGACCGCCCCUUUUACCAUCCUCGAGGACCUCAUGCGUCACAACAAAGAUGUCAUCGUCCCGAAUGUAUGGAGGCCGCUGCCGGACUGGCUGGGAGGCGAGCAGCCGUACGACCUGAACUCGUGGCAGGAGUCCGAGACGGCCCUGGCCCUGGCGGACACGCUCGACGAGGACGCCGUCAUCGUCGAGGGAUACGCCGAGUACGCCACCUGGAGGCCGCAUCUGGCCUACCUCCGCGACCCCUUUGGCGACCCGGACAUGGAGAUGGAGAUCGAUGGCGUCGGCGGAGUCAGCAUCCUGGCCAAGGCCAAGGUCUUCCGCGCCGGCGUCCACUUUCCUGCCUUUUCCUUCGAGAAGCACGCCGAGACAGAGGCUUUUGGCAAGAUGUCGAAACGGAUGAAGUUCUCCGUCGUGGGCCUCCCACACUACACGAUCUGGCAUCUAUACGAGCCUAGUGUCGACGACCUCCGACACAUGAAAGAGAUGGAGAAGGAACGCAAGCAGCGGGAGGCAGAGGAGAAGGAGAAGAAGGAGAAGGCCAAGAAGAUCAAAGAGCAGUUCAAGGACCCCAGCAUCGAGUCCGAAAAGGACAAGUCGGCCGUCCACGACAUCAUGCAAAAGGACAAGAACCAGCAGGAGCUCAAGGAGAAGGAGGCCGCUAAGGAGAAGGCAGCCAAGGAAAAACAGCAGGGGUCCAGCAGUAAUGGCAAAGAAGCUGUAGAGAAGCAGGACGACAAGAAGGCUCAGCUUCUCCCUCCCAAGGAAAAGGAGGCAGACAAGGAGAAGCCUGGAGACAAGGCCAAAGACGAGAAGAAGAAGCCGGAAUGA